GGAAGGAGGAGUUUAACCCCACAGUGUCUGGGAGGAGUCCGCAGUCUCUCGGCGCUCCGUCCCGGGAUCGCUCGCUGUGGACACGGACAAACCGUGGAAGUCUGGGCUGAAAGAAAAUCCGACUUUUGUGCGCUUUCAACCGCGUUAUAUCUAAAGAUUCCUCGGAGGGAAACAUGUAAAUAUUGCUCGAAGUAUCAUCCACGAGAGGGAAGCUUAGCCGAUGAGCCAGACGACAAAGGAGUGAGUUUAUUCUGAGAAAUGAGGUGGACAGAACCGUGCACAUAGACGCUCCAAUCUGAGAAGAGACUUUUGGAGAGGGCAAGAUGGGAAAUUCGGAGAGUCAGUACAGCAUUCAAGGCCCUAAAGGCACAAGCUUUGUCUUCCCUGGGAAACAGAAGCCAUAUGCGCUGAAGUUCCGCUCAGCCAAAGAUGAUGCUCUCUCACCCCAUUCGUGGUGGAAAAAUGCCCCAGUAGGCUCAGGGUACAAGGCCAGGUGUGUCGGCCGUGGCUGUCUGUCCCCACCUAAAAGCCGACCGCCGUACUCUGCCCGCCACUGCGACUUUGUCUGCAAGGGCGUGAGGGGCAGUCCUAGUGAGCAUCGCUGGCACCGGUCUCCUGGAUGUGGUAUACGAAGGCGACAUAUGUCAGAUGACUAUGAGGAAAAUCCAUAUGGAGCUGAGCUUAAUGGACACACGCUAAAUGGACAUAGUGACGAGCAUGAGGUUUUAGAGGAACAGAGCAGCCCAAGGGUGGUGAUAAAGAAGGAUGGCACUCUCAGGGUGGAAUUCACCAACACCUCAGGCAAUCCCCUUCUACUGGAUGAAGCUUCUGGUCCCGUCCAGCUUCUCAAGUUCUCUCCCAAUUUGGAGUCUGCCUCCACUCCCAGUUUGCCUGGUUCCAGUGGUAGUAGGCAGGAUGACCAUCGCAGUGGCCCACCACCAGCCUCUACUUCCUCCACAGCCAGGACUAGCAAAGGAAGUUCUCUGAGCUCUGAUGGCUCCUGGUAUGACUCCCCCUGGGGGCCCAGCACAGAGCUCUGUGAGCAGGACCAACCAACCAGCAGAACUUUAGUGCACUCCCCCGCCCACCAGCUUGAUGCCUUUGCAGAACAGUCCCCCCCUUUGUCCAUCACAGACCUUUACAGGGACUCCACAAUGGCUGCUACUUUUCCCACAGCCAAGGACUUGUCCUCCCAGUUACAGGAGCCUCCUCCAGGCCAGAGGCAACACCGAGCCUCCUUUGCAGCGGUCUUGGAUGUUCCUCUAGAGGAGGAAAGCCUAGAGGUCCCACAGUACUCAUCAUACACCCUUCCCUGUCGCAGGCCCAAAGCACACACCAUUAGCGAACACCUGAACCAGUAUGCUGACCAGGAGCAGCAGCAGGAGCAGACUGGGCUCGACUUCAUCUUCCACAAGAAAGACUCCAUCAAAAACCGCAUCAGACGCUUGAGUGACUGGACAGGCAGCCUCAGCCGCAAGAAGAAGAAGUCUCAGGAGACCAGGUCCAAAGACCUGAGUGAUGCCUUUGACAGUGGGGUUGAUGGCCUGACUGCAGACACCAGCUCACCCUCCCAGGUCUCCAGCGUCGUCUGGUUCCCCGGAGCCUCCAGGGCCCAAUCAUCAGGAGCCAUUCACCAAACAACCGAUGCCCUCCGCCAGAACAUCUACGAGAACUUCAUGAGGGAGCUGGAGAUGGGCACCGGACAGGGAGGAGGGGGAUUAGGCGAUAGAAGAGACCCAUCCACGGGCACUGAGGAGGGUGAAAGCAGCAGCGAGUCGGCCGAGGGCUCCCUGGAGGAGCUGGACCUUCUGUUUGAGAAGGAGCAGGGUGUGGUCCGACGGGCCGGCUGGCUCUCUUUUAAACCCCUCAUAACCCUGCACAAAGACAGGAAGCUGGAACUGGUAACCCGCCGCAAGUGGAAGCAGUACUGGGUGACCCUCAAAGGAUGUACGUUGCUCUUCUAUGAAACUUACGGCAAAGGUUCACCGGAGCAGGAACUGUCACCUCGCUAUGCCCUUCUGGCCGAGGACAGCAUCGUCCAGGCUGUUCCUGAACACCCAAAGAAGGAGAACGUGUUCUGCCUCAGCAACUCGUACGGAGACGUCUACCUCUUCCAGGCCAGCAACCAGACUGACCUGGAGAACUGGGUGACAGCCAUCCACUCUGCUAGUGCCUCGCUGCUGGCCAAGCGCCAGGGGAAGGAGGAUACGGUGCGUCUGCUGCGAACUCAGGUCCGCGGCCUGCUGCAGAAGAUCGACAUGGACGGGAAGAUGAAGAAGAUGGCCGAGCUACAGCUGACGGUAGUCGGCGAUCCCAAGAAUCGCAAGGCUAUUGAGAACCAGAUCCAGCAGUGGGAGCAGAACCUGGAGAGGUUCAACAUGGAUCUCUUCCGGAUGCGCUGCUACCUCGCCAGUCUGCAGGGCGGAGAGCUGCCCAACCCAAAGAGCCUGCUAGCUAUCGCCAGCCGCCCAACCAAAACCACCCUGGGACGCCUCGGGAUUUUCUCAGUCUCCUCCUUCCAUGCACUGAUCUGUUCCAGAGACGAGGCCACGGUCAGGAGGCGGUCGUUGUCGCUGACUUACAGACAGCACAAGAGAGGCCUAUUCUCCUCCCUUAAAGGCCUCGACAACCUCACGAAGAGAGGCCGUGAUAAGAGACCCUCUGUAUCACAGAUCUUUGAGAGCGACGCUGGAGGUCAAACGUACGCCCUGCCUCCCAGGAGUACUGAGAGGUUGGAUGUGUUGUCCAGUAUCUACUCCAUGUCGCCCCCUGAGGGUGGUGUUUGGGACGGCAUCAGCGCUGCCUCGGACGUGCUGACGUGCGUCUACAUGCCAGACGGCCUGACAGUCCAAGUUCCCGUCAGAAGGGACCAGACAGCCGCUGACCUUCUCUGUGCAGCCUGCAAGGUGAAACAGCUGGACCCGGGCCUGCACUGCCUGCGACUGCACAGGCGAGCGGGACAGGGCGUGGAGGUUCGAUACAUGGCACCUGGCGAGCUCCUCCACGACGUGGUCAACGAUCAGCUGGAAGUGGUCCCAGCUAAUGUGUUUGCAAUGCACAUGAGCAGGCCGAGCAGCACCGGAGACUUUGGUUUUGCAGUAACAGGACACAUAGACAGCUUGAAGAACAGCAGGAUUUUUGUCAGUGAAGUGCUUCCUGAUGGACUGGCCUUCAAUGAAGGUCUGCGUCCAGGCGAUGAGAUCCUGGUGCUGAACGGCCGGUGUGUGUCUGGUCUGGACCUGGCGUUGAUCCAAACACUGUUUGCUGAACAAAACCUGCACCUGAGCCUGAGACGGGACAGCCACCUGCCUCCACCUGGGGCCCCGGACCAUCCAGCCGCUCCCUGCAAAACACCACGCAGCAAUCACCACCGAGCCAAGUCCUCCUCAGAUGUGUGCACUGCAGCUGACUGUGGCGAGGAUCUGUGUGUAGGACUGGAGGAUGGUCACUCCCACUGCGCACACAGGCCUGUUCAGCACAGCAAGAGUGUGGACACAGUGUGCACUCUGUACCAGACCUUCCAGGAGGGGACGGACUCGGGCACCGGAGGUUUGAUGGAUGACGCCAGGGAGCCUUCGAUGAGGCAGGGAGGGGAUCUGGGCCCUUCAGGAGGGGCCACCCUGCUCAGACCUUGCCCCAAGCACAUGAGCGCCACGGAGAGGUUACGCAAGGUCAUCCAGGAGCUCGUGGACACGGAGAAGUCGUAUGUAAAGGAUUUGACGUGUUUGUUCGAGAUCUACCUGAAACCCCUGCAGAAUGAAACCUUCCUCACACUGGAUGAGAUGGAGAGUCUGUUUGGCAGCCUGCCGGAGAUGCUGGACUUUCAGAGGGUCUUUCUACAGACGCUGGAGGAGAGGAUCGCAUCCUCGCCUGACUUCAGCACCCUGGAGACACCGUCGCAGUUCAAGAAGCUGCUGUUUUCUCUCGGGGGUUCGUUCCUUUACUACGCUGACCACUUCAAGCUCUACAGCGGCUUCUGUGCCAACCACAUCAAGGUUCAAAAGGUCCUGGAGAGAGCCAAGACUGAUCAGACCUUCAAAGAAUUCCUGGAUGCGAGGAACCCCACCAAGCAGCACUCUUCCACUCUGGAGUCGUACCUGAUUAAGCCGGUACAGAGGGUGCUCAAGUACCCCCUGCUGCUGAGGGAGCUGGUCUCUCUUACCGACGCUGACAGCGAGGAGCACUACCACCUCACCGAGGCUCUGAAAGCCAUGGAGAAGGUGGCGAGCCACAUCAACGAGAUGCAGAAGAUCUACGAGGAUUACGGCUCCGUGUUUGAUCAGCUUGUUGCCGAGCAGACUGGCCAUGAUAAAGAGGUCACAGAGAUUUCUAUGGGAGAGUUUCUCAUGCAUUCCUCAGUGGUCUGGCUCAACCCUCAUCCAUCGCUGGGCCGCAUGAGAAAAGACCCAGAAAUGACCGUGUUUGUGUUCAAGAAAGCGGUGAUAUUGGUCUACAGGGAAAACAACAAGCUGAAGAAAAAGAUGACCAACCCUCGUGCGGCACUUUCUCACGGAGAUUCGGACCCGUUUAAGUUCCGCUGGCUCAUCCCGCUCUCUGCGCUGCAGGUCAGACUGGGAAAUACUGCAGGAACAGGCACGGAGAGCAGCUGCAUCUGGGAGCUGAUUCACUCCAGGUCUGAAGUGGAAGGGAGACCAGAGACCGUCUUCCAGCUGUGCAGCAGUGUGCCAGAGAGCAAGGUCAGCAUCAUCAAGGUGAUCCGCUCCAUCCUCAGAGAGAACGUGAGGAGGAACAUGAGGAGCGAAGGCACUUUGGAGAGGGGCUGUAAGGAGCGACUGGCCCCGCUACGUAGCACCCUGCCCUCCUCUGCCAGGCUAGGUUCCUCCAGGGCUUCCUGGUUGUGUAAGCAGCCGCUUGGCGAGUUCUCCUCUCAGGGUGGGAUUCCCAAACCGGGGCCUGACUCCGAUGAGGGAAGCCUCAGCAGUGGAACCUACAGUUCAUCUGGAGCUCCUCCAGCCUGCAUGUCCUCUGACUCACAUAUCCUCCCUGUCCAGCAGAACUGGGCUCAGGCUCACGGGUCCAACUCACAGCCCCGCUCCACAUCUGUGAAAGAGUCUGAUAUUCUCAGCGACGAGGACGACGACGGCUUCAGUGAGGGCGGGACGAGGAGGGACAGCGGAGACAGCAGCUCCCCUACCAGCGCAAUUGAGGCUCAGUUCCUCCACCUGAAACUGUCAGAGGAUGCUGUGUCAAAAUGUGCACCGGCGCCCUGCGUGGAGCCUGAGGGAGUCGGGGACACUCCGGAGAUCCAACCUAAACUAGUGCGAGGACACUUCAGCGCUGUUAAGAGGAAAACCAGCAGUUUCAGGAGGAGCCAGGGUGCACUGUUGAACAUGAAGGAGCAGAGCAGGUCGCUGGACAGUCAGACGGAUGCUGCGGUGUCGUGUGGGGCGGUGGACCUCAAUGCAUUACUGGAGAGAGAGUUCAGCGUCCAGAGUCUGACUUCUGUGGUGAAUGAAGACUGUUUCUAUGACCCAACUGAGAGCUGCGCCACUGACUCUGGUAAUGCCACCUCUUCUUAGGGCUGACAUGGACAGAGCUGAACUGUACUGUACCUGCCCCACAUCAGAGUGAUCAUAGAAGUGAGGGGGCAGUCUGAAGCCCCCUGUGGUUCACUGCAGGCUCUGCUACUGAGGCUGUGAGGCUUUGCCUGAGCUCAGAUGUCAGUUUAGUCUGUUUCACAGCCACCUGCAAAAGGUUAGGUGCAAAUGAGCUGUUCUGGUGAAAGUUUAUUGGCCAGCAGACCAGGUUUCUCCCCCAGAGAGGUGAAGUGAGGUGAUUUCUGUUUCACUGAUAACUGCAAUGAAUCUGUCAAGCACAAUACAUCAGCGAUCCCCUCAGCCCGCUGGGCCCUGAAUUCUCCCCACAAACCAUCUGAGUGACGGAUUCUAUUCAAGUUUCCCUGCAGCUCAUGCUGAUGGGCAGUUUUUAUUCGGUUUCUGACCUUUUCUAUGAAAAAAAAAUGGGGAGAGUGACCUUGUCUGUCAGUCCCAGACUGAAAGAGGGGGUGAAGUCCACAGUGCAUAUAGAGCCACAGAAUACUGAGCUGAAUGAAGUUUCUCAGGCAGGCACACUGGUGAUUCGGCACAGUUUGUCAGCAGGCAGCAGGCUUUCACAUGGAUUCAGUUUGUAUUUGGUUUCACAGAACCAGACAAUGUAGAUUAUGGCUAGUAUGAAUCACAUUUUAGUGAACAAUGAAAGGAAGCACUGAGUAAAUACACAGACUUACAAGAUUCACCCAAAGAGCUGCCGUGGUCGAGUCAGACUUCCUGAGAAGAAAUGACGCCCAGAUUAACGGGAGGGAGACUGACUUGCGUAGUUAAGCCUUUUAUUUGCUGUAUUUUGUGCACUGUUUGCCUAUAUAUUUGAAAUCUUUUUUUUAAAAAUCUGUACAGGUUUUAAUGUUAUUACUGCUGUUUUUAUUUAUUUCUAGGAUUGAUAAUGUAUACCUUAGCUGAGAAACCUUUAUGGGUGAAAGCUUGAACUCUUGGCUACACAUUUGGUCUAUUCUUGAAUUUAAAAAAAUUAAAAAGUUUGAUGUUUAUUCACUUCAUUCUAAAUGUAGCCUACUGGAUUUGGUUGUGUUUCACUGAAGAUUGUAAUUUCAAGUGUACACUUUGGAAUGUACAUAUGUUUCUGAGAUGACUGCUUCAUUGACUGAUUUCAACUGCAAUAAUGUUUAAAUCCUUGUUUCUUUUUAUGUUUAUAUGUACCCUGUGUGUAUAUAUAUAUAUAUAUAUAUAUAUAUAUAUAUAUAUAUAUACACACACAUAAUCUUUUCUAUCUUUGAAGCAUUUCUGUAUACUCACACAUACUUGACAUUGUACAGUUAAGAAGCAAGGCAGGAAUUUGCAAUAAGUAAAGCUGAUAUUUUUGUAAGCAUCGUUUGCCAUAGUAUAAAGUACACAUUGAGGUACUAUGAAAAAGGCAAACCACUACAUUCUUUACCCUUUCAGCUCAACUUUACAAUGCCUUUAAUGCUAGCAUACCAAUGAAUGUGAAUGCUCCAUUCUUAUGGAAUUGUUUUUAUAAAUAAAAGUUUUAUCUGUGAAUGA
Molecule: messenger RNA, 7073 nt
Organism: Acanthochromis polyacanthus (spiny chromis)
Lineage: Eukaryota; Metazoa; Chordata; Actinopteri; Pomacentridae
Gene: tiam2a
Product: TIAM Rac1 associated GEF 2a
Exons: 27
Coding region: 324-5540 (1738 amino acids)
Biological process (GO): activation of GTPase activity; small GTPase-mediated signal transduction; positive regulation of axonogenesis
Cellular component (GO): synapse; membrane
Molecular function (GO): guanyl-nucleotide exchange factor activity; protein binding
Source: RefSeq, a predicted model, not a curated record